Molecule: messenger RNA, 3523 nt
Organism: Physcomitrium patens
Lineage: Eukaryota; Viridiplantae; Streptophyta; Bryopsida; Funariales; Funariaceae
Product: NF-X1-type zinc finger protein NFXL2
Biological process (GO): regulation of DNA-templated transcription
Cellular component (GO): nucleus
Molecular function (GO): DNA-binding transcription factor activity, RNA polymerase II-specific; RNA polymerase II transcription regulatory region sequence-specific DNA binding; zinc ion binding
Source: RefSeq, a predicted model, not a curated record
GGGAUUGUGGGUUUUUCACGGGGGGUUGGGUUAUUAGUUUAUGGUGUAAAUUCUCGUGUGUGUUUGUGUGUUUUUUUUUGGCGAAAUAGUCUCAAAUCCUCUAGAUCUCAUGUUUAUGUGGCAUUGUGUGUGAUCCUUCUUCAUGCUCGAGUGUUCGCAGUUGUCCGUUUCCGUCAGUUGAUGAUCUUCUCAAUGGCUUAUGGAUUUUAGUGUGUAUCGAUGCAGCCCCUCGCUGAGAGCUGGGAAUAGCUGGAGGUGAUCUUUUAGGUGAUCUGUUCGCCGAAUAGGUUUGAGUCGGUAGUGUCCAGCAAUCUUCUUAUCUUUUGUAGCGGGCACAGGUCCGAAGACGAAGCGGUGGUUUUUGGGCAUUGGGUGGAAGUCUCAUUUGAAUGAUUCAUGCUAGAGCGAUGGACAAAGGGAGCGUGAGUCACGCCGCAGGCACUUCAUCUCAAGGACGAAAUGCCUGGAAUACUCCUCUCCGCAACCAACCUCAGAGCCAAGCUAGUGCCGCAAUCAAAAUGCCAGUGAAAAACCCUCCGUUGUCUUUCACUAACCAACCGGCUUUGGCAGAUCCGAUUUACAGCUCCAGUGACGAGGAUUCAGAGAGCGGAGGAGAGGGCGGUGCUCGUGGUCGCGAUGUGGAUGCUCUGGAGUCUGCCAUCAUGGCUGACUAUCCAACCACAGAAGACAUUGAUGACACAGGAUUAACGAAGAUUCGAUCGUUGUUAUUGGCACGACGCAGUGGUGCAACGUCCUGCUUGAUCUGCUUAGAGCGAGUAAGAGCCACAGAUCCAGUGUGGGACUGCAAGGCCGGUUGUCAUGUGAUUUUUCAUCUCAUCUGCAUACAAUCAUGGGCUCGUCAAGCUCUCGGAGCAGCUGCAAUUCGCUCCCUUGGCCAAUUGUCUGGCCAACAUUUUCCUGCAGCCCAAGCGGAAGCAGAGGACAAAGCCUGUUGGCACUGCCCAAAAUGCAGGACCGAUUACUCAAAGUCAGAGCUUCCACGGGAAUACAGAUGCUUUUGUGGGAAACAAGAGCACCCAGUACAUGAUCCUUGGCUGGCUCCUCAUACUUGUGGAGAGAGAUGCGGUCGAGCUUUGCCGAGUAAAUGUGGCCACGAGUGCGUGUUGUUGUGCCACCCUGGACCGUGUCCGACAUGUCCCCAGCUACUCAAGUUCAGUUGCUUUUGUGGAGCCGAAUCCAAAAUGCGGCGAUGUGGGCACAGCAAAUUCUCAUGUGGAAGAGAAUGCAAGAAGGUUCUUAGCUGUGGUAAACACAAGUGUGAAAAUGCCUGCCAUGACGGAGAUUGUCCCCCUUGUAGCAAAACUGCCGUGCAUAAAUGUCAAUGUGGGAAGACGAGUGCAAUUCGAGCUUGUGCAGAGUCAAAUUUUAGGUGUGAGAAUCCUUGUGGUCGACAGUUAUCUUGCCAGAAACACUGUUGUCAAAGAGGCUGUCAUUCAGGACCGUGUGGGGAUUGCUAUUUAACGGGAAAGAGGAGCUGCCCCUGUGGAAAAGUAGAGCACAAGGGAGUCCCUUGUGAUGUGGUUAUACCCACAUGCGGUUCAACGUGCGAAAAAGUUUUACCUUGUCAAAUCCAUCGCUGUUCAGAGCGCUGCCAUUAUGGCUCAUGCAAAGAAGUGUGUCGUGUUGUUCUUGUGAAAUCUUGUCGUUGUGGAAGUCUCAAGAAAGAGGUCCCUUGCCAUCAAGAACUGUUAUGUGAAAGGAAGUGUCAACGAAUGAAAGACUGUGGUCGGCAUGCAUGUAAACGUCGCUGCUGUGACGGGGAUUGCCCACUAUGCUCAGAGGUGUGCGGCCGGAGGCUGAAGUGCGGGAAUCAUAAGUGCCCAGCUCCCUGUCACAGAGGACUGUGUGCACCUUGUCCUAUCAACGUGCAAAUCUCAUGCGCUUGUGGAGCAACUUGCAUCCAGGUACCUUGUGGAACAGAAAGAACACAACGGCCUCCACGUUGCGUAAAGCUCUGUUCGAUAUCCCCCAAGUGCAAUCAUGGCUCAAAUUGCAAGCCACACAGGUGUCAUUAUGGUGCUUGUCCAGAAUGUCAGCUGCCCUGUAUGACCCUAUUACCGUGUGGCCACAAUUGCAAAGAGAGGUGUCAUGGGGCUAAACCUGUUCCAAAUCCUGAUUACACUUAUAAGACCAAAAAGAAGAAACCUAUUCACGACGGAUCAGCUAGUAUUGGUGAACCUUGUCCGGCUUGCUCUGAACGAAUUGUAAAGAAAUGUCUUGGUCAGCAUCAAGGCAGUGAGCGCACGAUGGUAUGCUCACAGAGUGCUGAAUUUCGGUGUAGCAAACUCUGCGGCAACCCGCUGGCUUGUGGAAAUCAUAUUUGCAGAAAUUCAUGCCAUUUUGUCACCAUUCCACGCAUUGUGGCAGGGGAAGAAGUUUAUGUUAAGCAGGUUGUAGUCAUGCCCUCUGGGAUAGACUUGGCAGAGCCAACGGAUGAGCCUGAGAGAGUGUGGGGUAAAUAUGGAUCCUCGCCACUUAAUGAAAAGGGUAACAGUAACAAUUUGGUACAGGAGACCUCAACACAACCUGACAACGUUAAGGUUGUUGAUAGCUGUGAACAGUGUCGGUUACCUUGUCAAAAGAAGCGGUUCCUUCGGUGCCCACAUCCAUGUACUCAAAUUUGUCACAUUGGGGAUUGCAAACCUUGUAAAGCUGUCCUGAAGCGUGCUUGCCACUGUGAGGCUUUAGUUCAGUCGUUUGAAUGCACUGCCUUCAAUUCGGUCUCCGACAAAGAACGAGCCAAGUUACUGAGUUGCGGUGGGCCUUGCCACAAAAAACUCCCAAAUUGCUCGCAUCUAUGUCCGGAUAUUUGUCAUCCAGGAAUUUGUCCAACGGCCGCUGACAGCUGUCGCAAGAAGGUGACUGUACGAUGUGCCUGCCAACGCCUCAAGAAAGAGUGGCUUUGUUGUGAUGCACAAGCUGCCCUACCAAAAGGCUCACAAAAGAGUGCAGUUUUUGGAGUGGGGCUCUUACCUUGUGAUCAAGAGUGCUCACGUUUGGCUGCUGAAAGGAGGGAAAAAGAGGAAACCGAACUGCUGCGACAUCGCAAAUCGAAAGAACCUGAGAUGAAUACAGCACCAGUUAAGGUCCCAAAAAAACGGAGAGGUCGUAACCUGGACGAUACAACUAAGCCUUCAGCCUUCAAGGAGAAUAUUGUCAAGGCAGGUCGCUGGAUAAUGAUAGGUUUUUUGGUAGUUGGUGCUUUUCUUGUUCUUGUUUACGGUUACAAAGGCUUGUUGGCACUGUCUCGGUGGAUGGACGCUCGUGAUGCUGUUAAACCUCGUAGACGCAUGUCUGGAGGCUUUUAAAUCUGCAUCUCUGUUUCACAAGCUGGAUCAUAUAUUAUGUAUUGUUAUCUUAUCCUGUAGAUGUUUUGAGGGACAAGAAGCGUCACUCUUAUCAAAUUUAAUUGGUUUCCGUUGCCAAUGCCAAAUGAAGCUGCGUGCACGUGGAAGGAACCAGUAAUAUCAAUUACUUUGAACUGUACAAUCUAUGCCUAUUU